Molecule: messenger RNA, 1485 nt
Organism: Penicillium vulpinum
Lineage: Eukaryota; Fungi; Ascomycota; Eurotiomycetes; Eurotiales; Aspergillaceae
Product: SET domain-containing protein
Exons: 4
Coding region: 1-1485 (494 amino acids)
Biological process (GO): peptidyl-lysine monomethylation
Cellular component (GO): nucleus
Molecular function (GO): protein-lysine N-methyltransferase activity
Source: RefSeq, a predicted model, not a curated record
AUGAAACGCGAAUACCUCCCGAUCGAAUCCCUGCCAGCUUGGCAGCGGCUCAACGGGGUUGUCGUUCAAGGCAUCGCGGUUCAUAAGGUUGGAUCUGAUCAACAUGGCGCAGACAAAGGCAGUGCCCUCAUCGCAACGGAAGCCCAGAUGAGCAGCGAGGACGAUGCGAAACCCAAGAUUCUCCUACAAAUUCCUUCGGAAUUAGUUUUGUCCCUAGAGACCAUCCAUAACCAUGCCAAAAUCGACAAGUAUUUGCGCGAGGUGCUGGAUUCACUCGGUGACUUUGGCAGGACUGCCAGAGGAGCAAUCCUGAUAUUCCUGCUCAUUCAACUAUCUCAUAGCAGCCCCGAUCUGCUCCCAGCACACGAGACCGUCGGUAUCUCCAACCCAUGGACCGAAUACGUGAAGUUCCUGCCUCCAUCGUUCCCUCUGCCUACCUUCUACACCCCCGAGGAACAAGAGCUCCUCCGGGGCACCUCGCUUGCGGAAGCCCUGGAUGCGAAGUUUUCAUCUCUUGAGCGGGAGUUUGAACAGCUCCGCCACGCUACGGAGGGUAUUGCGUGGUGCCAGCAGAGCUGGUGGGAUGAGAAGACUGGUGUGCUGACAGUUGAUGACUGGAAAUACGUUGACGCUGCUUACCGCUCGCGCAUGCUGGAUCUACCCGGCAGUGGUCUGGUGAUGGUGCCUUGCAUCGAUAUGGCCAAUCACGUCUCUGGUGAUGGAGUCAAGGCGCUGUAUGAUGCAGACUCGGAUGGAAAUGCCGUACUUCAGUUGCGGUGGGGCAAGGGUAUCCAGCCAGGAGAAGAGGUUACGAUUUCAUACGGAGAUGAAAAGCCCGCAUCUGAGAUGAUAUUUUCCUACGGAUUUCUGGAAAGCGGCACGACGGAAGCACGGGAAAUAUUUCUCAAUCUAGAUAUCCCAGAGGACGACCCUCUCGGCGUUGCAAAGAGCAUGUUCUGCCGGAGCAAUUCGGGACUUCGAAUCUCGGCCGUUGAGGGGUCCGAGGAAGUAACGUGGGAAAGUGGGCUUGCGUGGAUAGCAUGCGUGAACGAAGAAGACGGGCUUCACUUUGGUAUCGCACAGACAACCGACGGCGACCGGGAGUUGGAAACGACCUGGAAAGGCGAAAAGAUCCAAUCAGCCAGUCAUCUCCGUGAGCUUCUCGCUGCUGAUCCCUUAUGGGAGAUUUUCCAGCUUCGCGCCGCGGUGCUACUUCUCGACCGGCUCGAGACCCAGCUCGCUCUUCUCCAGGAGACUGAGGAGAUUAUCUCGAAUAUGCAAGAAGACCAAGCGGCUUUGGAUUCCAUGUUCCGACCUGGGAUUUUCACUUCGAUUGCGCACUUCCGGGUCUUGGAGGGGGAGCUGCUGGAAAGGGCUGUUGAGGAAUUAAUAAAACAGAGAACGGAACUGCUGGCUUCUAAGACGGUGGCUGAAUAUUUCAAGGCACAGACAGGAGAGCCGGACGAAGCCGAUGACUUUUCAUGA